AUGAAGGUUAGGUCCACUCAUCAUUCUCUCUGCUCUUCAACUCUUUCGACCUUUUCUCCCAUUUUCUUCACUCAUUCUUCGGUUCUUCACAUCUUCAUCCUCAAAUCGAAGCCGCUGAAUUCUCCAUUCUCAUUUGAACUCUCAAGUUCUCAACUCUCAAGCUCUCAGCCUUCAAUAGCUCAAAGUUUUCCAUCUUCAAAUCUUCCUCUCCUUCAAGUCGUCAAAUCUCAAAGGUUUAAUUUAUAUUGUUGUUCAUAUACUUCAUGUGACGGAGGUGGUGACAAAGAUCCUGGAGAUGCCUUGGAGAUGGUCUAGAGAGGCCUCUCCAGACAAGGCCGCGGGCACGGCGUUCAGCGAAGAGGGCGCGGCGAAAGGGGUACGCAACAGCCCUUCUCCUUGCUUCUUCCCCUUAUAAAACGCAACAAGCAACUUGAGGCAACGGUCACAAAAUCUUAGUUUAGGCUUAGAUUUAGUUAUAAUCUUAGUUUGUAGUUAUAAUCUUUGUUUUGUAAUCUUGUUUUCCUAGAUUGUAAUUUAGAUUAUGAGUUUAAUGGCCUAGUGUACGGGAGUGAUCUAGGUUGUUAGUCAAUUCUACAAUUCUAUCUAUUUGACUAAUUAGACUAUCAAUAGUGUUUGUUUGCGAUUGAUUAGUGCUAGUAUUGUGGUGUGUAUGGUUAAUUCUAAAUGAAUUGGAUGUGCUCAUUGAGGUGUGUUUAA
Molecule: messenger RNA, 717 nt
Organism: Chenopodium quinoa (quinoa)
Lineage: Eukaryota; Viridiplantae; Streptophyta; Magnoliopsida; Caryophyllales; Amaranthaceae
Exons: 4
Coding region: 1-315 (104 amino acids)
Source: RefSeq, a predicted model, not a curated record